Molecule: messenger RNA, 675 nt
Organism: Raphanus sativus (radish)
Lineage: Eukaryota; Viridiplantae; Streptophyta; Magnoliopsida; Brassicales; Brassicaceae
Exons: 5
Coding region: 22-675 (217 amino acids)
Source: RefSeq, a predicted model, not a curated record
GAUACAUAGUAAGAACCGGAGAUGGACUUUGUGCAGAGAAAAGUGAACAAUUUAGGAAGUAAAGUUGCUACUUUCCCUUAUGUUGAAACCAUCGGAAGAGCGCUUUUUUCCUCCUCCUUCUUCUUCUCUGCUUGGCAUGAUUACAUGGAGCUUAGCUCCAAUUGGGAAGGAGCAGAGGAUUACUGGAGACCAAAGUUCGGAUAUUCAGGAGACCAGAUUAAGCAUCUUAUGGCAAUUAGUAUCAUAGUGAAGACGCUUGGCGGACUUAUCUUCAUCUAUGGCAGCUUCUUUGGAGCUUUCCUAUUGCUUCUACACCAAGGCAUUAUUACAAUGAUCCAUCACGAUUUCUAUAGCCAUCGUGUCGACAUUGAACAAUUUGGACUCCUUUAUCUCAAAUUCAAAAGGAUCCUGAACGAAACGGUGUCUUACGAGACCGUUAACAAUUUCUACAAGUCAAACUUUGACGAGCAGCAUGUUGAGAAUGUCAUAUCAAAAUUCCGUGAGCUUACGGAUCAGGCAGCUACAAACUCUUCAUUGUUUGGACAUAACGAGUUUGUUCAGCAUCUCUUAAGCUUCAUCAAAGGAUUGGCCGUAGUAGGAGCAUUGCUCUUUUUCUUGACAAUGAAACACAAACUCAACAAAGCUAAAAAGGAAUCCAAAGUUAAAACUGACUAA